This is a messenger RNA of Anthostomella pinea, 627 nucleotides long. Lineage: Eukaryota; Fungi; Ascomycota; Sordariomycetes; Xylariales; Xylariaceae. The record is from the annotation of a GenBank genome assembly.
AUGGCCUCCAAAUCCGUCGCUCUCAUCACCAUGAGCACGCGCGGCGUCCGCGUGGGCCCCAACGUGGCCGCCUUCGUCAACACCGUCGUCGAGAAGCCGCUCGGCGAGGCCAACAUCACGGUAUCACCCGUCGACCUGGGCAAGUUCAACCUGCCCGUGUACAACGAGUCGGUGAUACCCGCCAUGGUGCCGGAGAAGGCGCAGUUCCAGUACGAACACUCCAAGGCCUGGAGCGCCGAGAUUUCCAAGCACGACGGCUACAUUCUGGUCAUCCCAGAAUACAACUAUGGAGUGGCCGGCGGCACCAAGAACGCCAUCGACUACCUCGUCAACGAGUGGAAGGGCAAGCCCGUCGUCAUCGUCAGCUACGGCGUGCAAGGCGGCACCAAGGCCAACGAGCAGGUCAAGGACUGCCUUACCGGCGUGGGGCUCAAUGUCUGCGAGACGCGCCCGACGCUGGCCUUCUCCGGCGGCCGAGGCCCGGACCUGUUCGCUGCCAUCGAGGGCAAGCUCGGGGACAACUCCAAGAAGGAGUGGGAGGCGGGGGGCGACAUUGCGAAGGCUGCUCGUGAGCUCAAGGACAUUCUGUCGCAGCCGAAUGUGGAGGAGAAUGUUGCCAAGGUGUGA